This is a messenger RNA of Diprion similis, 966 nucleotides long. Its product is annotated as 15-hydroxyprostaglandin dehydrogenase [NAD(+)]-like. Gene Ontology annotation, molecular function: oxidoreductase activity, acting on the CH-OH group of donors, NAD or NADP as acceptor. NCBI's taxonomy places the organism in Eukaryota, Metazoa, Arthropoda, Insecta, Hymenoptera, Diprionidae. The transcript is spliced from 9 exons. Gene Ontology annotation, cellular component: cytoplasm. The record is from RefSeq and is a predicted model, not a curated record. The coding region runs from base 1 to 966 and encodes 321 amino acids.
AUGCAAUGUUUCGAAAAAUUUAAUGACUGGUCAAUGUGUCCAAUCUUAUCAGCAGAUAUUAUUGAGGUUAUGCAAUAUCAAGAGUCGAUAUUGGCGAACGUCGAUCAUUACUUCCAAGAAAUUCUCCAGGACCGGUCUUGUGCGGUUGAAAUAAUGCUCGUACCAGAAAGAAUGGAUCAUAUAGCAAAUAAAAUUGUACUGGUCACAGGCGGAGCCGAUGGAAUCGGCUUUGCCUACGCCAGAAGAUUUUUACAAAACGGAGCUGCGCACGUGGCUAUUCUCGAUUUGGCCAAUUCCAACGGUGACGAAGCGGUGAAAAAAUUGGAGAAGGAAUUCGGAAAGGGAACGGCGAUAUUCAUCGUAUGCGACGUGACGAAGGCCGAGGAUUUUGAGGGUGGAUUCGCUAAGACAGUGAAAGAAUUCGGCGGACUUGACAUCGUGAUCAACAACGCUGGAAUAAUGGACGACUCGCGGUGGGAAAUGGAGAUAAAUUUAAACAUCACUGCCGUAGUGCGCGGAACGCUACUGGGCUUCGAGUACAUGGGAAAAGACAAAGGUGGUAAGGGUGGAACCAUAGUGAACGUCUCUUCGAUAUUGGGCAUCGUCCCAAUUUGGACUUUCCCAGUUUACUCGAGUACCAAACACGCGGUCAUUGGUCUAAGUCGUUCGUUCGGACACCCGCAUCACUUCGGUAAAACAGCCGUCCGAAUAAUGGUGAUGUGUCCAAGCGCCACGGCUACCCAACUGAUGACCAACAACCCAGAAAGUACGCUGGACUGUCUGACUCCGGAUAACGUUAGGGAAGCUCUGGCCGAUUUCCCAAUCCAAAAACCGGAAGCGGUAGCCGAUGGGAUGAUGCAGAUGAUCAGAGACGGGGAUAACGGCAGUGUCUGGGUGGUUCAGGCAGGAAAACCACCCUAUGAAGCUCAGAUGCUUGAUCAGGCAGUGGAGAAAGUCAAGGGCUGA